This is a messenger RNA of Sorex araneus (European shrew), 1222 nucleotides long. RefSeq names its product neuroendocrine convertase 2. Gene Ontology annotation, molecular function: serine-type endopeptidase activity. The record is from RefSeq and is a predicted model, not a curated record. Gene Ontology annotation, cellular component: Golgi membrane; trans-Golgi network. NCBI's taxonomy places the organism in Eukaryota, Metazoa, Chordata, Mammalia, Eulipotyphla, Soricidae. Bases 342 to 938 code for a protein of 198 amino acids. The transcript has 6 exons. Gene Ontology annotation, biological process: protein processing.
UGGAGAUGAGGAGGAGCUGGAAAUGCAGAUUUAGCAUCAAGCACAGACCUACACUCGCUCUCUCUCUCAGAAGCACAGAGCUCCCCACACUCUCACCCUUCCAGCGAGCCGGGCCGCCUGACGGCCGGGUUUCCCGGGCCAGCGGCUAGACCAGAGCACACAUUGAUUUGCUGCUUUCUAAGCCCCUCAACAGUUUCUCUCUCUACACAAAGAUUUUUUUCAACAAACAAAAGCAACAAACUAUAUACAUAUAUAUUUUAAAAUAUUUUUUGCCUUCCCUCCUGCUCCCCUGCUCCGCCAGCCCGCGCGUCUCCUAGUACCACUUUUCCGUCCAAAGAAAGAUGAAAGGUGGCCGUGUCUCCCAGUGGAAGGCGGCCGCCGGGCUCCUCGUCUGUGUCAUGAUUUUUGCAUCUGCCGAGAGACCGGUCUUCACGAAUCAUUUUCUUGUGGAGUUGCAUAAAGGGGGAGAAGAAGAAGCUCGCCAAGUUGCAGCAGAACACGGGUUCGGUGUCCGAAAGCUCCCCUUUGCUGAAGGCCUGUACCACUUUUAUCAUAAUGGUCUUGCAAAGGUCAAAAGAAGACGCAGCUUGCACCACAAGCAGCAGCUGGAGAGAGACCCCAGGGUAAAGAUAGCCUUGCAACAGGAAGGAUUCAACCGAAAAAAGAGAGGGUAUAGAGACAUCAAUGAGAUCGAAAUCAACAUGAACGAUCCUCUUUUUACAAAGCAGUGGUAUCUGAUCAACACAGGACAAGCUGAUGGUACACCUGGCCUGGACUUGAAUGUGGCAGAAGCCUGGGAGCUGGGCUACACGGGAAAAGGCGUUACCAUUGGAAUUAUGGAUGAUGGCAUUGAUUAUCUCCACCCAGACCUGGCCUCCAAUUAUGUUGAUGUGAAGGCAUUUGCUAGUGCCCGUCUCCUUUGGAUCACUCCCUGCUAGCACAGCUGAAACAAAUGGGAGGUAGAUGUCUGCAGAACGGUGGACUGUGACGAGCCAACCCAAGAGAUGAGAGAGGUGUCCGAGUCUUGUCCCUCACCCCAUGCACAGGAGAAAGCCAAGGUCCUGGGGAAAUGUGAAUUUCUGCAGAGCUAGCCCUGGACUCAGCUCUCAAAUGCCCACUCUAAUACAUGACAGCAUCUGCUCACAACAUAAUGCCAGUUCACACCAGUGUGGGAACACAGAUCUGGAUUUCCAAGUGCCCAGGAAAAAGGCAGCCCAGACAA